UGCACGCACACGCACACACACCCGCACGCUCGCGCACACUGCAUGCAUCCGCCCGCAUACAACACGCGUCUUGCGCUCAUUGUAAAUUCAGCUCUGUUUUCUGGAAUUCUUCUCAAAAAGUGAGGACAUGCCACCUGUCUCUAUGUUGGUCUGUCUACGUGAAGAAUCUUGCUGUCUGCUCACAGUAGUUCCAAUGAUUAUCCACCGUACACCCUGACGCUGUGCAAACUGAGACCCGGGAAACGAUGUCAGUCCAGCAGGUGGUACUGGUGAACUUUCAGUACGAAUACACAACACGUGAUGGCAGCCAUGUGUCCAUCAAGCCCAACGAACGCUACGUACUUAUGGCCAAGACCAAUGACCACUGGUGGCAUGUUCGCAAAGAUGAGACGGCCAAGCCUUUCUUUAUCCCAGCCAAAUAUGUCACAGUGUUGCCCUCUGGGAAUGAGGCUCUUCAACUUUCAAGUGUACAGGAUGGGCAGGAUAAUCCAAAACCGUAUUCUGAAACAGCACCCCCUUUGGAGUCUGUGGUGGAAAACAUUAAAGAGCAAAAAUCCAUCAAGCAUCCAACAGCUGAUAAAAAGGCUGAUCACAGGAUCUCCACGUUUGUCAUUCCAACAGAUCAGUCCAAAAUCAAAUCCUCUGAAAAUGAGCCAUGGGAGAGUAAACCUGAGAAUUGCAACUUGUACAAGGAUGGAGUCCAGACGAACAUUUUCCAAGAUGCUUUAACAAAUUUCUAUUCUCCAUUUCAAAGAGAAAAUACAUAUGCUGUGUCCCAAAAACAUAUCCCAACUACUAACUUGCAAACAGUAACAGAGCCCAGUGAAAUACAGUCAAAUGAAAAUGAAUUCAAUGAUGACAUUCGGAUGCUCAUAAGGGCUGGCUGGGACCCAAAGAUAUGGGAACUCAAGGAUGAUCAUGUGUAUGAUUCUGCAGAUUUAUUAAAGGAUUCAGUAGCUCAGGAUAAUAAUGUCACUGAGAAGAAAGUAGAGGUCAAGUUGGGGCCAGCCUCUCCAGUUUCUCCUUCGUCUACUUUCCCUAAAUCGUUUAUGCAGCAGAGUCCUUGUUCUCCCACUGACCCAUCAUGUGUAUUCACUGACAAGGUUGAGGAUGAUGACUUAACGGCUGUGUAUGUGAACCUGCCCAGGGCACGUCAGAGCAUCGGCAGCUUGCCUUCCGCUUCUGCUUGGGGCAUUUCAGAAUCUCCCGAACUCCAUGACAGUCUCCUUCUAGGUUCUAAGGGAUGGGAGAUCCACACUGACGAGGACAGUGGAAAAGAGUAUUACUAUCACCCUAGCACAGGCCGUAGCACCUGGGAUUAUCCACUUAGCCCAUCAAUGGAGUCUGAAGUGGGUACUAAGGAGCUUCCUGUCUCCCCAAAUCUAUCCCUUUCUCCAGCCUGUUCACCCACAGAUGGAGCAAGAUGGACCUCGGACUGGGAGAAGGUGCUGGAUGAGAAAAGUGGUAGACACUAUUUUUUUAACCCUAUCUCUGGACAGAGUUCCUGGGACCCACCAGAUGACCUGAUGACUCCUCCUCUGUCUGGCAACAAUCUUAAAGGAGGAGCACGGCCCCCUCUCCCCGAGGAAGACUACCCUGCUGUAGAAGAUUUUCCUGCAACUUUCAACCAAGAGGAGGGUUUCUCUUUUGCCGGUUCUUCAGAAUACUCGUUGGCCCAUGUGAAAAAAACUUUAAUUCCCAGAGCAUGUCUAGACCGCAGUGCUCCUGCAGGCUGGACACUGAACGUUCACCCUGAUGGAGUCUGGGUUUUCACCAAUGACCAAACACAGGAGCAGUGGAUCAAGUCCUUGGAUGACCGGGGACAGACAUACUACUACCUGAAAGAUGGCUCCAAGUCUGAGUGGAACUUACCUGAACUUUCUACAGGUUUGAGACAGUGCCAACUGGGAAAUGGCAUGACAGGGGAGCAGGAUGGAUUUGGAAUGAUGAGAACCUGGAGGAAUAGCACUGGAUCUCAGGAUGAGAAACUUCCUUCAAGUCAUCACAGGAAUGCUUCAGAUAGUGAUAUGUCCGGUUCCCCAGAAAUUCUGCAUAAUGUGUCAAAUUUGGAGAAAGCUGGAAUCCUCAACAAGACCAAGAUAUCUGAGAACGGGAAAAAAGUACGAAAAAAUUGGGCUCAGUCAUGGACUGUUCUUCAUGGAGGGGUUCUAACUUUCCACAAGGAUCCGAGGUCCAACCAGACAGGAACAUCACAGAACAAGACCAAUCAGAUUGUUCCAGAAUUCACUGUGGAUUUGAAAGGCGCAACAAUUGCAUGGGCUGCAAAGGAUAAGUCCAGCAAAAAAAAUGUGGUUGAGCUAAAAAGUCGGGCUGGAGCAGAAUAUCUGAUUCAGUAUGACACUGAUAGCAUCAUCACCGACUGGCACAAAGCAAUAACAGACACCAUACGGCAACUUGACAUGGAGCAGCAUUCAGAUGAUGAGGAGGAAGUCAGUGAAAAGUCUCCUAGCACAGAAAAGGAAGACAAAUCAAGUGUGGACAAACGAAGGAUGAGUAACGUUAGGCAGCUUUCAACCAGUUCCACGUCUGAGGCAGACCACAAGAAGGUCCGCAACAAGCUCCGCAAAUUUCUCCUCAAGAGACCUACUUUGCAGUCAGUCAAGGAAAAAGGCUAUAUUAGAGAAAAUGUGUUUGGCUGUCAUCUGCAAAAUCUCUGCGCCCAGGAGAAGUCUACAGUGCCUAGCUUUGUGACAAAGUGCAUCAGGACAGUAGAGAAUAGGGGUUUGGGGGUUGAUGGAAUCUACAGAGUUAGUGGAAACUUAGCUGUUAUUCAGAAGCUACGUUUUAAGGCUGAUCAUGAGAAUCUAGAUCUGGAGGAUGGCCCCUGGGACAUCCAUGUAAUUACAGGAGCCUUGAAGCUCUUUUUCAGAGAACUGCAAGAGCCCUUGUUCCCUUACAGUCAUUUCAGCAGCUUUGUCCAAGGCAUCAAAAUUCCAGAUUACAACACCAGAGUGGUGUAUAUACGUGAUCUUGUGAAAUCUUUGCCACCAAACAAUCAUGACACAAUGGAGGCACUCUUUAGCCAUUUAAGGAAAGUUAUCGAGCAUGGAGAUCAGAACCGGAUGACUUUGCAGAAUGUGGCAAUAGUCUUCGGCCCAACGUUGCUCAAGCCUGAAAUAGAGUCAGCAAACAUAACUGCAUAUAUGGUCUUCCAGAACCAGAUCAUUGAGUUUAUCCUCAGUGAAUUUGAAACAAUCUUUCAUAUGUGAACACCUUAAAAAAAAAAAAAAAAAAAGGUUGCCCCAGUGGUCAUACAAAAAAAAAUCAAAGAACAGGUACAUUUUUGAUAAACUUCUGAACAAAGAAAAAAGUAAAUAAAGGUCAGCUGUCAUAUUUUUUAUAUAUAUAUAUAUAUAUAUAUAUAUAUAUAUAUAUAUAUAUAUAUAUAUAUAUAUAUAUAUAUAUAUAUAUAAUCAUUUUUGCUCUGAGCCAUGUUAGUAUUUUGGGCAAAGUAUUUCUUUAAAGUAGUUAGUACUAUUGGUCAUUGCCUAUAAAUUCGUAAUUGACUUAAAUGAUAUAGCCCUGAGACAAUGGUGGAAAAAAUAUAAUAUAAAAUUAACAUUAACACUCAAAUUAGAAUUAUUUAUUACUGAAUUUUCAUGUAGUUCUGGUGAUGACCACUUACCUCAGGCACAUGCAAAUAAUAUUUUCAUAAAAUAAGUUGUGUUGUGGAUAUAACACUGCUUGAGUGUUAUAUUUAGCCUUGAUAUGGAAAGCUGGUUAACUGUCAACUGUAAUUCUGCAAGUGGUUAAAAAUCAUAUAUCACAACGUAAAAUAGGCUUUAGAGACUAGCAUUAAUUUCUAGAAUUUUAGCUGAGGGUUGUUUUUUGUUUAUGUCGUCAUUUGUAUUUUAAUACUGCCAUCUAUACUCAUCUAAAAUAUUAAAAUAAAUAGGGGACAGUAGAUUACUUGUACAGAUGUUAGCUAUAUAGUUAUAUAUUUAUUAAUACAAAAGAAAAGUUUCACUCUGUAAAUUCUAUUUGCACAUAGUUUAUUCCUGAAAAAAAUAAUAAAGACCAUAGUUGUAAAGAUUUGUAAAGAAUUAAUAUUUUAUAAACAACAAGGCAUAUGUUUGUGUGUUUUAAUGGUGUACAUAGAAAAAGGCAUAUUUAUGCUACACAUUGAUUAUAAAGGACUUUAAUAAAGUAACUGUUUUACAAGC
Silurus meridionalis is the source of this 4184-nucleotide messenger RNA. It is a transcript of the gene arhgap27, whose product is annotated as Rho GTPase activating protein 27. Gene Ontology annotation, molecular function: protein binding. Gene Ontology annotation, cellular component: cytoplasm. Lineage: Eukaryota; Metazoa; Chordata; Actinopteri; Siluriformes; Siluridae. The transcript has 18 exons. Gene Ontology annotation, biological process: regulation of GTPase activity; signal transduction. The coding region runs from base 246 to 3230 and encodes 994 amino acids. The record is from RefSeq and is a predicted model, not a curated record.